GAGUACGUCAACCUGCAGAACGAUGUCCUACCUGGUUGUUACGAGCAUGUGGGCGAAGGCCCGCUCCGUCUUACCUGUUCAAUGUGUGAACAAUCUUCGCCAAUGGUAUAUGCCGAGCAGUGGAUGUGUCUGUACCGAAAGUGCCUGGGCUUCUGGAGAAGCGCACAAGGCCAUGCUCCAACACAAUUGACGUAUGCUAGGUCCUUCCUUCAUCCAAUCGCCUUUGCGCCGGAAGACUUGGAGGAAUUGCGACCCAGUCCGCCGGUAGCUGAGGCUGAGGAUGGAAUCACGACCAGCUCCAUGUUCUGCAAGGGCUGGCAUUGUAGGCAAUGUGGUCGGUUGUCAAGCAGGUAUAUGUGGGAGCAUUGGCACUGCAAGCAUUGCGGAGGGCAGUACAAGGUUGCCGGUCGCGUUCGGGACUCCAAAGAGUUUUGGACACAACCGAGCCCACAGAGCUUUACCAACCACGUCGUUGCUACCGACUCAGGAUCAUCGCGCUGCCCAUGCGGAUAUGCAAGUUGGGUCCUUCGUGGGGCCAAUGCAUACCUAUAUCCUCCCGCACAACAGGUUUGCAUUACGGAAUGAUGGCUUCAAUGUCGCUGAUACCCUUGUUACCUUCAGAGGGCGAAUACACCUGAUCUGUCCACCUCCUGCGUCGAAAGUCCCCGCUAACACCGCGUUCAAGGAAUAUCAAGUACAGGCGACUAAUGGAGAGCUCCUAUUCCGUCGAUGGCCCCUGCGAGCUGUAAAGGAACGCUCUUGAC
Fomitopsis serialis is the source of this 764-nucleotide messenger RNA. RefSeq lists its product as uncharacterized. NCBI's taxonomy places the organism in Eukaryota, Fungi, Basidiomycota, Agaricomycetes, Polyporales, Fomitopsidaceae. The record is from RefSeq and is a predicted model, not a curated record. The transcript is spliced from 6 exons. The coding region runs from base 82 to 585 and encodes 167 amino acids.